AUGCAGCCUGGUCUACAGAGUGAGUUCCAGGACAGUCAGGGCUCCACAGACCAGAAACCAUGGCGCACACGAACAAAUAGUAAAUGUGCCCCAUUGUCUCAGGCAUUUGAACCUGUCCCCAUGGAUGAUGGCUUGGGGAGGUUUAGCUGGUGUGGCUUUCUUGCAGGAAGUGUAUCACCAGAGUGUCUGUUUAUAGACAGGCUUCCUCUAGAGGAGGCUAGUCUGGCCCUGAUGCUGAAAUUGAAGGUGCGUGCACCACCUCAGCCAUUCUUGUGCUUUUCCCGGAGUCCUGUUCAAAGCCAGUGUCCUCGGAGUCUGAAAACGGAGGAGGAGCAGAAUUUGGGUCAUUCCGUCGGCUCCCUUGGCUGUUGUCCACAAACAGCAGCAGCCCUGGGUCCCGCGGCGCCACUCGCCCCGCCGCCUCCCGCACUGCCUGACCCGGCCGGCGAGCCCGCCCGCCGCCAGCCCCGCCAGCGCCCUCGGUCGUCCUCUGACUCGCCCUCGGCCUUGCGCGCCAGCCGCAGCCCGAGCCGCAACGCCACCCGCAGUCUGAGCCCCGGCCGCCGGCGCAGCCCCAGCUCGCUCCGUCGCCGCUGCUGUUCGUCCCAGCACCGGCUCCGCACCGACACGCUGGAGGUGGGGAUGCUCCUGUCUAAGAUCAACUCCCUGGCCCACCUGCGCGCCGCGCCCUGCAACGACCUGCACGCUACCAAGCUGGCGCCGAGCAAAGAGAAGGAGCCCCUGGAGUCGCAGUACCAGGUGGGCCCGCUGUUGGGCAGCGGUGGCUUUGGCUCUGUCUACUCGGGCAUCCGCGUCGCCGACAACUUGCCGGUGGCCAUCAAGCACGUGGAGAAGGACCGGAUUUCCGACUGGGGAGAAUUGCCCAAUGGCACCCGAGUGCCCAUGGAAGUGGUCCUGCUGAAGAAGGUGAGCUGCGGCUUCUCGGGCGUCAUUAGACUUCUGGACUGGUUCGAGAGGCCCGAUAGUUUCGUGCUGAUCCUGGAGAGGCCCGAGCCGGUACAAGACCUCUUCGACUUUAUCACCGAACGGGGAGCCCUCCAGGAGGAGCUGGCUCGAAGCUUCUUCUGGCAGGUGCUGGAGGCCGUGCGGCAUUGCCACAACUGCGGGGUUCUCCACCGCGACAUCAAGGACGAGAACAUCCUCAUCGACCUGAACCGCGGCGAGCUCAAACUCAUAGACUUCGGGUCGGGGGCGCUGCUCAAGGACACAGUCUACACGGACUUCGAUGGAACCCGAGUGUACAGUCCUCCAGAGUGGAUUCGCUAUCAUCGCUACCAUGGCAGGUCGGCAGCAGUCUGGUCCCUGGGGAUUCUGCUCUACGAUAUGGUCUGCGGAGAUAUUCCCUUUGAGCAUGAUGAAGAGAUCAUCAAGGGUCAAGUGUUCUUCAGGCAAAGGGUCUCUUCAGAAUGUCAGCAUCUCAUUAGAUGGUGUCUGGCCCUGAGACCUUCAGAUCGGCCAUCCUUCGAAGAAAUUCAGAACCAUCCAUGGAUGCAGGAUGUCCUCCUACCCCAGGCAACCGCCGAGAUUCACCUGCGCAGCCUGUCGCCGGCGCCCAGCAAAUAGCAGCCUUUCUGUCAGACACUCCCGAGCGGGACAGCUGUCUCUGGCUUCCAGGACCCUGCUUCAUGCAGGGACAGCAAUGACAACUCAUUCCAGACUCCAGGUUCCUGGAGCAGCCUCCCACAGGGGAAAGAGAUGCUACUUCAUUUCCCAGGCCCCAUACCCUCCCAUAGCCACUCUCACAGUGUCGAGUUUUGCUGGGCUCUGCAGAAUCCUAGGGUGGGGGGUGGGAGUGGGUCAGAACCCUGCCAUAGACCUUUAGUGACCAGAAGACUUUGGGUCACCAGGAUGGGCUAGGGUAGGGGAAAAACCUGUUGGGGGUGGGAUUUAAAAAAAAAAAAACAAAAACUAGCACCAUAUAUUUUAAAGUCCCUGUCACCUCUUCCAACUCCUCUGAGUGCCUUCUGUGGGGACUCCGGCUGUGCUGGGAGAAAUACUUGAACUUGCCUCUUACCUGCUGCUUCUCCAAGAAUCUGCCUGGGUUUGGUUCCCUACUCUUCCCUGUUCCCCUCCCCCCACUUCCUGUGAAAGGUGCCGUGGAAGAGGCUGCAGGGCCAAUUGCUGAGCCACCUGCCCUUUUUCUGCCUCCUUUAGUAAAACUCCCAAGUGAACUGGUCUUCCUUUUUGGUUUCUACUUAACUGUUUCAAAGCCAAGACCUCACACAGAAUGCACAACCAAUGCAACAACCAGACAAGCUGUAAAUGUCUGUACAGUCGGCAUGGUAGCCCGUGAAAGGAUUGUAGUCGAUGCAAUUUAAAGAAAAAAAUGCCUUUAAGUUA
Messenger RNA from Arvicola amphibius (Eurasian water vole), 2361 nucleotides. RefSeq names its product Pim-1 proto-oncogene, serine/threonine kinase (gene Pim1). The record is from RefSeq and is a predicted model, not a curated record. Gene Ontology annotation, molecular function: protein serine/threonine kinase activity; ATP binding. The coding region runs from base 1 to 1584 and encodes 527 amino acids. Gene Ontology annotation, biological process: protein autophosphorylation. Gene Ontology annotation, cellular component: cytoplasm. The transcript has 8 exons. Lineage: Eukaryota; Metazoa; Chordata; Mammalia; Rodentia; Cricetidae.